Molecule: messenger RNA, 930 nt
Organism: Diachasmimorpha longicaudata
Lineage: Eukaryota; Metazoa; Arthropoda; Insecta; Hymenoptera; Braconidae
Product: trypsin epsilon-like
Exons: 4
Coding region: 1-930 (309 amino acids)
Biological process (GO): proteolysis
Molecular function (GO): serine-type endopeptidase activity
Source: RefSeq, a predicted model, not a curated record
AUGAGAUUGACAGUCGUCAUUUUGGCCCUUGCAGGCCUCUUCAGUAAUGGUGUCAAUGGAAAACGCGUCAAGAGAAUUGCAGGAGGAGGCAGAGUUGAGAUCGAGUACGCUCCUUACAUGGCCAUGAUCCGGGACUAUACAAAGGAGGGCCCUUAUGGCCAUGUAUGUGGCGGUGUCAUUAUUACGAAUAAGCACAUUCUUAGUGCUGCUCACUGCUUCGCUCAUAAUGAAAAUGACUUAAUGGAACUGGACUUUCUUGAUAACAUCGUUGUUGUAACUGGCGACGACAUGUUCACUUCGAGAUCGCAAUUAAAUGAAAUAGAAGUAAUUUAUAUUCAUCAGGACUUUCGUGGCAAUCACUUCCCUGGGUACCAGGACAAAGCGGACGUUGCAAUUAUCAGACUUGUGGAUGAGUUAGUGUUCGGUGCAAAUCGACAAGCUGUUGAACUAGCAACAGAAAUUCCACUACACCAUAUUGAAGGUUUCAUUUUUGGAUGGGGAGCUCCUGCUCCAGGCAGCCCGAAUUCUCGCACAUUGCAAGGAUUACAAGUUCAUUAUUUCAGUUUGGCCGCCUGCUCAUGGGUUUUCCCAUUUUCUGCUUUCACUAACGAUGAAGGUGACAGUGGUGGUCCUCUCAUAAUAGACCAGAAGCUCCUUGGCAUAAUUUCACAUGGGUCAUAUCACUGUGAUGGUUUAAGACCAAUUGGACUUGCCAGUGUUGUUUAUUACACAUCAUGGAUCAAAGAUGUGAUCGAUGGCAAAAUCAAAUUCGUCUAUCCUAAGCUCGUUACAACGAGUGAGCUUGACGUUACGGAGCCCUGUUUGUUGGGGAAUUCACCACCAUCACCACAUCCAAGACGUCAUAGUUUGUCCUGUCCAAGAAUCAGGAAGAAGGUACGAUCCAAAGAGGUACCAAAGAAAUUCAUGUAA